AUGUCUGUAAUUUCCUUUUUAGUUCCUGGUGGCCCACCCUUGAGUUUAACAGCCAACAAUGCCAGCUCUACAAGCAUAUUUGUAGCUUGGAAUCCAAUUGAGGAAGAGCUGCAGCACGGAAUUAUACUCGGGUAUAGAAUCGCCUACAAAAAAGAAAAUGCUGCUAGGCGAAAACGGCGAAGUCUUUCGUUUACAGAUAAUGUUGUCCUUGUGGAAAAUAUCUUGGCUUGGACUCUGGAGGGGCUUGAAAAGUUUACGGACUAUUGCAUUCAGAUUGUGGGUUUUAAUAGCAAAGGAGACGGGAAUUCAAGCGACAUUGUCUGUGUUCGCACAGACGAGGACGGUAAGCACUAUAUUCCUUUGUUAUUGCAUCGUCUAGCAAUAGUGUAUUAGCCUAUUAGCAUAUACAUAAUAUAUGGUUUUUCAGUUUGGUUUUCGAAAACGCAGACUGAUUUAAAAUACGAUUUGUAACAUGAAUGUGUCCAAAAUUCCCUUACAAAAUCAUAUGCGGUUGCAUUGCAAUCUUGCAAUAUUUUUCUGUCCGCUGUGUGCAAUAUAAACCGAGAUUAGCGUCAAUUACCAGCUGUUGUUUGGGACUAAACUGAAGAGGGAGGCGAGAAUAACACUGAAAUAGUCUGUAGCGAGAUUUGUUUCACGUUAAUUAAAUUGAAAAAGUCGACGCACAAUUAACAUUGUAGUGAUCUUCAAGGCAGCAAUACAAACAUGAGAGGGGAGAUAAAAAGAAUGGGAAAAAACGAUCCAAAAUAAUGUAAUGCCAUCUGAACUUAAAACAAUAGGUUGAUGUUAAAAUUUGUAAUCUUUGAAGACUCUGGUUGCCUCGAUUGUGGCAAAGUUCGAACAAAUUCAAUGAAAGCGGUUGGAAAAAUUUUGAAAGAAACUUCUAAGGGUCAUAAACACAGUAAAUUCGAAUAAGUAUGCUAUCGAUAUAAUUUGCUAGUAUCUAAAGAAAAUGUUGAGGCCUUGAAAUGCAGUUUCAUCUCAUGGUGGUUUGUUACAUACAAAAUUGAUUUAAAAAAAGCAGGCGAACAUUAGCCAAUUAAAUUUUACUCUCUCGCAAUCCGCCAGAGCGACAACUCUCUUUUUUCGCACACACUUUCAAAUUUGGUGGGUAUUUAUACUGGGGGGAGGGAGAGGCUCCAUAGGUACAUGUAUUGUAAUCGUAAUUUGUUACACAUGUUAAAAAGAGAUGGAGAUUGAGUUGAUAAAUGUGUGUGAAAAAUUUUCUAUCUUCACUCUAUAGCAUGUUUGGUUUACUAUAUUUUAUGGUUACUACUUAGCCUGAACGCAUGAAACGCUUUAACUGUAGCAAAUAUAAAGAUGACAGGGUAAAUUUUUGAUUUUUAUCGAACCGUUCUCAUUAUUCUUAAGUUCCAAGUUUACCACCGAAUAUCACAGAAGGGUUCAACACUAGUUCAACAAGCAUCUUCUUAAACUGGACGCAAAUACCUCCCGGCUUCAUCCAUGGAUACUUGUUAGGUUACAGAAUGACUUUAUACCAAAUUACAAGUAGUGGUGUCUAUCAAGAAGCUGUUACGAUCGAUACUGGGCUUGCUGAGCUAUCAAAAGACAUUACCAGUCUAUCAGUAUACACUACUUACUGUAUUCGUCUGGCUGGACGAACUCGAAUUGGCCCAGGAAACUGGAGCGACUGUUUCAACGUAACGACUGAUGACGAAGGUAAGGAGCUAGUUACCGAAACAAAGAGGGUUUGUAUAGAUUUCGGCCCAAAGGUCAAUUUGGGAACCAUCUGGCCUUAAAGUAAAGCGAACCUCGAAUUCAAAAGUGGAAGCAUGAAAAUUAAUAAGUUCGCCGAAAUUCUAAAAGGGUCUUAUCAACACUCAAAAAAGAGUGUAUAAGAAUGACAAGAAGAGUAGUUAGUUGUCGAAAAUCUGGGUUUUUCCAGGAUAUCCAAGUGUUUAGCAUUGUUACGUUUUGUCAAAGUACGCAGCUAUUAUCCCCAGGAAUGUAUUUGACAUACGAUGAUCUUGUGUUCGCCUAAAGGAAGCCGUUUAAAAUUGUUAAUAGUAUUUGCGGGAAGGAAUCUCCUAACCUGUACUGUGCCAACUGUGAUGCCUCGGCAUUAAAUGGUUCAAAGAGAGUAUCUUUUUAAAAGGAAAUUAAGUCUCUCGAACGAUGGUAUGAGUACUGCACUGUGAUGGACAACGCAUUUAAUUUAAAUAACUUGCAUGAUAAAAAUUGAAAAGUCUCUCAAGUAUAGUCAGUCAUUUUUAUAUCCCGUUAUCUGCCUGUUUCUUGGGCGUAAUAGCAUUAGGCCUGUCUCACCAACUGAUGCCCUGUAUUACCAUUCUCUAGUUCUACCUUUGCCUCCAAUUGAUGUCAAAGCUGUCAGUUUUACAAGUACCAACACCAUGAACGUAACAUGGAGUCCACCUCCCCUUUUAUACGGUGAGAUAACUGGGUAUAAGAUCAUUUUUGAGUAUCAAUUGGAGGAUGGUACCUGGCAAACACGAGAAGUCAUGACUUGUUCAACGCAGACGACGCUAACUGGGCUGGACAUUAACACUGAGUACAGAAUUAAGGUCGCUGCUAGCACAAGGAAGGGCUUCAGUCCCUUUAGCGAAUUCGCCUAUGGAGGUAAUUUUUUUAACACAAAUAAAAAAAGCGUUACCUUUGAAUUCAUUUCUUCUGUCAGUUUUUCUUUGAUAUUUCCAAACAGGUCAUAAGUUCUUCCUGUUGAUCUUUUUAUCAAACUAAUAACAAUAGUAAAAUAAUGAAAAAAAAGGCACUCCCAUAAAUGAAAGGAAUGCUCGAUAUUUGGCACACUCCCUUUCGCUCCUAAGUUAGAGAAGAGGAAGACAAAAGGUGUUUGAAACCGUCACAAUAUCUAUCAUCCUUCACGGUGCAUUUUAGUUGUGUCUUAAAUGCGGUACACUAGGGUUGGAUUGUGCUGUACCCAUUUUAUAAGAAACGUAUAAAUCCUAAUAACUGCUACUUACCAUAUUUUUGUGUCUUCCAGAAACUUGUAGCUGCCCCGAAAACGUAACUGUCGUCGAAAAUCCAAGUUCCCUGGACGACGAUCACAUCUCGUUGUCUAAAAUAAUCGAGGAGCUAGUUGUUGACGUUUGUGGAACUUGUCACGCCUUUGGCCAAACAAAUUUAAUUAAGGUAUCGGAUUCAGAAGGAGAUGUGAAUAUAAAUUAUCCGGUUGUAAUAGCUAGCGGGAGCUUUUCAAGAGGCAAGUUCGUAGCUGUGAUUGAAGUGCCUGGUCUAGCUGUUGUUCAAAGAAAGUCUAUUCCAGGUGGCAUGGAGAAAGUGAUCGCAGUAUCAGUGUUCAGUUCGUGGCCAGUAUUUGCAAUUUCUGGAGUCAUGACCAUCUUGGCUGGUUUGGUGAUUUGGGUUUUGGUAAGAAUAACUUUACAACUUCUACUGACUCCUUAAAUUAAAUACAAAAUAAAACAAUUUUGUGUAUUACGUGAGUAUUAAAUGAAGCUAACGUGAGUUCUGUAUGUUUAUCAUCAAAAUAAAUUUGAUCAGGAAAUGAGAAAUGAAAAUGAAUUAAAAAGAAAUCGAAUUUAGAUGAAGUGCUCAUUCAACAAAUGGUGUAGCCAAAUGGUGUAGCCAAAAUAUGAUAAAGCUUGAGAAAUAAAAUAACAAGCUUCAACCGAUUUCGAUGAAGAAGGAGGGAGCUGAAAGAAGCAUUCAGAACUGAUUAGUGCAUCAGAUAUCUGGUCAAAGAAAUCCAUUAUUAAUCAGAAGGUUAUUGUUAGUACUGAACCAGUACCACUGUUUCAUAAGGACAGAAAGAACAGAUAUGUCUCGUCAUUGAUGAAAUACACGCCUAUCUUUACCACUAAAACGAAAAAAAUCUUGGGGUGCCUAACUCUGAACAAGUGGGCUUGCCCAGUAUCUCUAUCUUGUAAAUUGUUUUCUUUCAAUUACAUAUUGUGGCCUGCCAGGGCUAGCCUUUUGGUUAACUGUAGGCCAAGAAAUUGCAUAUCCAAAUAACAGCAAUAAAAUUUGGUGAUAUUGUCUAACAGUAAAAAUUUUUCUAUGAAGGAUGUAACCACCAAUCCAGAGGAAUUUCCUCCGAUAUUUUAUAAAGGUGCCGGAGAGGGGUUUUGGUGGGCAUUUAUCACCAUGACAACGCUAGGGUAAGUAACAGGCUUUACUGCAUGAGGUGUUGAUGUUAGCUACUCGUAUAAUGUUUUGUUUACACCAGAAAAGCCACAAAAACAACACGAAUAAGAUCAAAGUCUACAUCCUAUCAAAAACUAAGCCAUCUAAUAUCAGAGAAGGUAUCCAACCAAACUAUUCACCAGGACCUGCCUUCGUUUUUACAAUGCCUUUACUAGUAUUCUCUUUCAAAAGCUGGUAAUCCAGCUUUUACGGCUUUCAAUUCCGCAGUACACGUACGUAGUACUAAAUUAAACAAAAUCUUGAAAACCCGCUCUAUGAGAAAAACGUGACUAGGGCAACCUUUUUCGAUCUUCUUGCAGGUAUGGAGACCGAACGCCAAAAUCCAAUAAGGCCAAGGUCUUCGCCAUAAUAUGGUUUUUAGUUGGCCUUGUCGUGUUUGGUCUCUUUUCCGCUGGUUUGGCAUCAGAUUUGACUGUGGUUGUUAAGGCUGGGGGAACACAGGGCUCAGGCACAAGUAAAGUCAUAAAAGUAAGUCAACACAUCUCAGAAAGAGUUCAUGAACUCGAAUUCUUAUUAAUAAGCUAUUUUAGCGUAGACCUUUCGAAAUUGCAUGGCUUAAUUUUCUUUUACCCUGUAGCCUUUUCUAGGCUCUCAGUUAGUAGGUUCUGCGCUAAAACGCAGGCUCAGUGUCUCCCUAGUACCCACACGUUUGUUGUAUUUACGUUUCCUUUUGCUCAGUUAAACUACUUUUAUAAGGUCUAGAACAGGCUAUUAAUUAAAGUAUUUUGUAUUAAUACAUACAGAUUGCCACACUAAAUGAUUCCGCUGAAAAGCAAGUGGCAGUAAGACAGCUGAUGAACAAAUUUGAGCUUAGUAAGUGCCCUUCUUUAAUUUAAGAAGUCAUUAUAGCUGUUCGAGAAUGCAUUUUGUUCGCACCUUUUAUCGUUUUAAUGGCGAAACCAGUUUGCUUCUUUUUUAAAAAAGUACAAAUUGGCGUACCCAUAAAGACGAUUGCGUUAUACACCGUGAAAUUUCCAAAACUUUUUACCAGUGCGUAUCCCAUGUGGCAGAACCUUUGCAAAUCAACUCGCGGCCCCGUGUAUUUCAAGUUGAAACUAGAAACCAAGCCAGUGACACCAGUACCCUUACACAUGAAUACAGACAUAUCUGACUGGCAAUUCCCCUGGCAGUGUCAGCCAUAUACAGUCAAGGACCCGUGAACAAACCUUACAGCAGGGAUCUGACUCCCAUUUCAUGCUGAUAAGCCCUAAUGAGUGUGAGACAGCUGUCCAUGGCUUUCACUCUCCCGGUAAUAUGGCUGUGUGCAUACGUAAGGUACUGACCAGGCCGUGGGUUGGUGUAUUUGUGCCCCUUGCUUUAAGUUUGUCUUACCCCUAGCUUAUUGAGCGACCCGUUAUCUACAUUCCGAAUUCCGAUUCAGUCAGUUUUAAAUAGUGCUGAUGGCAUGGAGAAAGUGAUCGCAGUAUCAGUGUUCAGUUCGUGGCCAGUAUUUGCAAUUUCUGGAGUCAUGACCAUCUUGGCUGGUUUGGUGAUUUGGGUUUUGGUAAGAAUAACUUUACAACUUCUACUGAUUCCUUAAAUUAAAUACAAAAUAACACAAUUUUGUGUAUUACGUGAGUAUUGAAUGAAGCUAACGUGAGUUCUGUAUGUUUAUCAUCAAAAUAAAUUUGAUCAGGAAAUGAGAAAUGAAAAUGAAUUAAAAAGAAAUCGAAUUUAGAUGAAGUGCUCAUUCAACAAAUGGUGUAGCCGAAUGCUUAUUAAUUAAAGACUAAGGUUACAGUAGUGGCCUUGAAUUUGAGUGUACAUUAAAAGGUCCAAGUACUUGUGAAAUCUCUUAAAUGCCUCAUUCUUCAUAUGAAUGCAAGGCAAAAUAUGAUUAAGCUUGAGAAAUAAAAUAACAAGCCUCAACCGAUUUCGAUGAAGAAGGAGGGAGCUGAAAGAAGCAUUCAGAACUGGUGCAUCAGAUAUCCGAUAUUUCCUGGUUAAAGAAAUCCAGUAUCGAUCAGAAGAGUAUCAUUAGUACUGAACCAGUACCACUGUUUCAUAAGGCCAGAAAGAGCAGAUACGUCCUGUCAUUGAUGAAAUGCACGCUUAUCGUUACCACUAAAACGUUACAAUCUUUGGGCUGCCUAAAUAUCUCUGAACAAGAGGGCUUGCCUAUCUCUAUCUUGUAUACUGUUUUCUUUUAAUUACAUAUUGUGGCCUGCCGGGGCUAGCCUUUUGAUUAACUGUGGGCGAAGAAAUUGCAUAUCCAAAUAACAGUAAUAAAAUUUGGUGAUCUUGUCUAACAGUAAAAAUUUUCUAUGAAGGAUGUAACCACCAAUCCAGAGGAAUUUCCUCCGAUAUUUUAUAAAGGUGCCGGAGAGGGUUUUUGGUGGGCAUUUAUCACCAUGACAACGCUAGGGUAAGUAAAAGGCUUUACCGCGUGAGGUGUUGAUGUUAGCUACUCGUAUAUGUUUUGUUUACACCGGAAAAACCACAAAAACGACAGGAAUAUGAACAAAGUCUACAUUCUAUCGAAAAUUAAGCCAUCUAAUAUUUCAGGAGAACGUGUCCAACCAAAAUAUUCACCAGGACGUGCCUUCGUUUUUACAAUGCCUUUACUGGUAUUCUCUUUCAGAAACCGGUAAUUAAUCCAGCUUUUACGGCUUUCAAUUCCGCAGUACACAUAGGUAGUACUAAAUUAAGCAAAAUCUUGAAAAUCCGCUCUAUGAGAAAAACGUGACUAGGGUAACCUUUUUCGAUCUUUUUGCAGGUAUGGAGACCGAACGCCAAAAUCCAAUAAGGCCAAGGUCUUCGCCAUAAUAUGGUUUUUAGUUGGCCUUGUCGUGUUUGGUCUCUUUUCCGCUGGUUUGGCAUCAGAUUUGACUGUGGUUGUUAAGGCUGGGGGAACACAGGGCUCAGGCACAAGUAAAGUCAUAAAAGUAAGUCAACACAUCUCAGAAAGAGUUCAUGAACUCGAAUUCUUAUUAAUAAGCUAUUUUAGCGUAGACCUUUCGAAAUUGCAUGGCUUAAUUUUCUUUUACCCUGUAGCCUUUUCUAGGCUCUCAGUUAGUAGGUUCUGCGCUAAAACGCAGGCUCAGUGUCUCCCUAGUACCCACACGUUUGUUGUAUUUACGUUUCCUUUUGCUCAGUUAAACUACUUUUAUAAGGUCUAGAACAGGCUAUUAAUUAAAGUAUUUUGUAUUAAUACAUACAGAUUGCCACACUAAAUGAUUCCGCUGAAAAGCAAGUGGCAGUAAGACAGCUGAUGAACAAAUUUGAGCUUAGUAAGUGCCCUUCUUUAAUUUAAGAAGUCAUUAUAGCUGUUCGAGAAUGCAUUUUGUUCGCACCUUUUAUCGUUUUAAUGGCGAAACCAGUUUGCUUCUUUUUUAAAAAAGUACAAAUUGGCGUACCCAUAAAGACGAUUGCGUUAUACACCGUGAAAUUUCCAAAACUUUUUACCAGUGCGUAUCCCAUGUGGCAGAACCUUUGCAAAUCAACUCGCGGCCCCGUGUAUUUCAAGUUGAAACUAGAAACCAAGCCAGUGACACCAGUACCCUUACACAUGAAUACAGACAUAUCUGACUGGCAAUUCCCCUGGCAGUGUCAGCCAUAUACAGUCAAGGACCCGUGAACAAACCUUACAGCAGGGAUCUGACUCCCAUUUCAUGCUGAUAAGCCCUAAUGAGUGUGAGACAGCUGUCCAUGGCUUUCACUCUCCCGGUAAUAUGGCUGUGUGCAUACGUAAGGUACUGACCAGGCCGUGGGUUGGUGUAUUUGUGCCCCUUGCUUUAAGUUUGUCUUACCCCUAGCUUAUUGAGCGACCCGUUAUCUACAUUCCGAAUUCCGAUUCAGUCAGUUUUAAAUAGUGCUGACUCAGAAAAGGAGUCCAACUUUUGGUCGAGCGUGAAAAUUACCGUUGGAAAACAGGUGUGUGUAAGUGGUUGUUAGGGGGAGCGGUCAUUGCACUAAGACAAUUCUUUAUUUGCAAGAUUCUUCAUUUUCGGUCAAGAAAGUUGCGCAAAAUAUAUUCUACCAAUCCAUCGCCUUGUGUGUAUUUUUGGGGACAUUGCCACCCCUUCCCCCCACUUCUAAUCACAGGAAAAUUAAAACGAAACGCUAGCUUUACGAGGAAAACAUGAAAAAAUAUAUUUAUUUUAUUUUUUUUUUUUUUUGUUUUGUUUUUUACGAAUCAUGACAAAGAAAAAAGCCAAACAGUUUAUGACGAUACUAGGAGACCACGAGGCAGCGCAUUUCGUAACACAGGUUCUUGCAGUGAUGCAAUUUUUUUACGAAAAUAAGGCACAUUUUGUUAAUAAAACAGCAACCUGGCAAUGAUUGGUCCAUGAGUUAUUUCUGCGAUCUUGGACGUCACGUCCGCUGUUCAGAGAAAUUAUCAAUUUAACUGUUGACACGUUUCGGAUUUUCAAGGGAUUUAUUGUUGGUGUUUAGAGUAUACAUGUGCUUAAUAAACAUUGGUAAUAUCUUGAUUAGGGGUGGACCAUAAAAGUUGGGGGAGGAGAAAAAAUCAUUCAACUUUUGGAAGUACCCCGUUAUUACAACACAUCUGUCAACACUCUGAAUCAGCGCUAAUAAAAACUAAACUUUUGUGCAAACUGAACGCGAAAAACAAAAUUAAAAUACAAAAAAUCGACCCUCGACAUAGUACCCUCGACCCACGACACCUCGACCAAAAGUCAGACUUGUUACAAUAAUAGACCUUCUUACCGAUACGGCGGCCAUAUUGAAUUAAUUCGACUUAAGGAGUAUUAUAGGAUGCCCAGGGGCAUGAGCACAUUUCGUUUGUAUUUUCGAGCGCUUUUCGGGACAUUUUAUCUUAAAGUUUUCUUAGAAUAAGAUUGUAAUGGGAAAAAAAAGAUCUUUGUCACGUGUUUGAAUGUAAUAAUGAUCGCCUUUUUCUAGAAAUAUGGUCUUUCACUGUAUAUUUCUCUGGAAAAAGGCAAUCAUUAUUUCAACUUGACACUUGGACUCUGGCCCCCCAGAAGACACGUGGUAUGGCGUGAUUCUGUGGGUGUUGGGUGUUCUAGGUCAGAGCUUAUGAGUGCGCGGAUAUUUAUCACCAGAGUUUUCUCUGGUUGUUACGCCAUACUGACGAGCCCCAAAGAGGGCGAAACAGCUGUCUAUGGCUACAAUCUCGCUCUGUUUUGAGUUGUUUCGGUGUCAUGUUGAUGUCUUGCAGAGUUAGUUUUCAGGUAGUACGAUCAGCAUUGCAGUAUUCUGCUUGCAGAAUUUAAUAUGUCUACUUUUCAUUUUUACUGAUCAGGUCUUUAUAGAUCCUACGUUCUUCGGCGUAUUCGUUUGCGGUCCUUUGCAGUCCUUUGUGGGUAAUGUUUGUACUUUAAUUCAAUAUGGCCGCCGUAUCGGUAAAAAGGUCUAUUAUAAUUCUUUUCUUGGCCAUAAUAGGGCACUUCCGAGUUCCAAAAACCCUCAAUUUCAAAAUGAGGCUAGGUGCACAACCUUUCUUGUGAAAAUGAGUUUUAUUUGCACGAGAAUGAAAAAUGAUUUCCAUAUGAAAGGCGGAGCACCAACCCUCGUUUUGAAACAGAGCGCUUUUCGGGACAUUUUUUCUUAAAGUUUUCUUAGAAUAAGAUUGUAAUGUGAAAAAAAAACCUUGUACCGUGUUUGGAUGUAGUAAUGAUCGCCUUUUGCUAGUUUAGUAUUAGAAAUAUGGUCUUUCACUGUAUGUUUCUCCGGAAAAAGGCGAUCAUUAUUACAUCCAAACACGGCACUAGGAUCUUUUUUCCCAUUACAAUCUUAUUCUAAAAAAACUUUAACAAAAAAUGUCCCGAAAAGCGCUCGAAAAUACAAACGAAAUGUGCUCAUGCCCCCUGGGCAUCCUAUAAUACUCCUUAAAUCAAAUUUAUUCAAUAUGGCCGCCGUAUCGGUAAAAAGGUCUAUUCCAGUGGGCAUAAAUAUGUUAUGCAAUCACCCAUGUUUUUGACAUUGCACUUUAAGUUGCAUAUUUAUAACAUAUCUUAAUGCAUAGAUUCCAAUAUACUUUAUUAGCAUUAGAUUUAUCAGGUAUACUACCCAGACUCCAGAGGUCCGUUUUCAAAAUACCUAGGAUAAAAUAAACCGUGCUAACGGUUUGAUAAAACUUUGCCGCAAAAAAAUAACCUCUGUAACCCAGGGUACAGGUCAGUACAAAUAUAUUUAUUCAAAAGAAUAGAAAGUGAACUAACAAUAUUGUCCCGAAUAGCGUCCAGUGGGUGCCACAUUUAAUGGGAGUUCUCAUUUAUUGGACAGGUGGAGAAUUUGGAACCCUAAAAGAGCUUGUUGAUGCAUUAAAAGAGGAAUCGACAGAUGCCAUUUUAAUAGAUAUGUAUACACCAGUAAGAAGGAAAGACCUUUUCAAUGGCUCAUGGUUUGAAAUCUCCGAAAUAGUAGACAAAGGAAUCUCGCACGGUAUUGCUCUUGGUGGAAUAUCAGAAACGUUAGCCAAAGACUUUCAGGAAAUGAUACGCGACAGAAAUGUCCAAACAAAAUUUCUUACCGAUGAUGACGAAAAUCAUCAGCAGGUAAUUAGGAAUUGUAAUAUGACUGGUAUUUAUUAUGUUCGGUAAGUAUGAAGUAAAACAAACCUAUUGGUUGAUUUUGCUACAUGUAUUACUUUUCAAUCAGUCAGUAAUUUUCUGGGAAAGCUUAGUACGAAACCAACGCAGCACCAUUGAUUACGAGUUUUGCCAACUUAACGAAAGAUUAGCCUUAUUUAGUGUUCAGUGUUGAAUAAAACGUUUAGUAACGACAGGAUUGUAUUAUAUUAUCCUACUUCUUUUUUAGGAAGAAGAAGAAGAGGAGGAAACUGGUUUGCUAUUUUUUGAGCCAGGGAGUCCAUAUUUUGUACUCACGCUUGAAAUCUGUGGAGGUCUACUUGGAGGCUUCCUCCUAUGCGGCUGCAUCUUUGAAGCUUAUCAGAGGAACAGAGGAGGCACUCAAAAAACAGGCAAGUAG
This is a messenger RNA of Porites evermanni, 11094 nucleotides long. The record is from the annotation of a GenBank genome assembly. Lineage: Eukaryota; Metazoa; Cnidaria; Anthozoa; Scleractinia; Poritidae.